Messenger RNA from Notolabrus celidotus (New Zealand spotty), 823 nucleotides. RefSeq names its product 52 kDa repressor of the inhibitor of the protein kinase-like. The record is from RefSeq and is a predicted model, not a curated record. Gene Ontology annotation, molecular function: protein dimerization activity. The transcript has a single exon. Bases 42 to 710 code for a protein of 222 amino acids. Lineage: Eukaryota; Metazoa; Chordata; Actinopteri; Labriformes; Labridae.
CUCAGAUCAGAGAUUUACGCACAGAUGUUAGUUUUGACGCAAUGGAGAGCACCGCAAAAAAGAUGGCAAUAGAAAGCAACGCGACCACUGAGUUUGCGGAGGAGAGAGCCCGCAAGAGGAAGAGGCACUUCGAUGAGGACGCAGAGGAUGACCCAAUCCAGGACAGUAGAAUUCGCUUUAAAACUGAAGUUUAUUUUUACGUCCUUGAUAUUUUUGUUGGACAGUUUGAGAAUCGAUUUUCAGAUUUUAAAGAAAUGGCCAAACUGUUCACAGUACUCAACCCGAAGCGAUUUGAGCACCCUGAUGCUGAAAAGAAAAUGCUGGAGCUCGCACGUUUCUAUUCAGAAGACAUCUCCAAGCCAGAGGAAGUUGUGGAGGAGUUCCACUCUUUUCGGAAAUUGUAUUCCGAGUUAGCCAUGGAUCUUAACUCAGAUGCAAUCCUGCCAUUCCUCAUUGCCAACGACAUGGAUAGAGCAUACCCAAAUCUGGCCAUUCUCCACAGAAUAUACAAGACCAUUCCCAUCAGCAGCGCCAGUGCCGAACGAAGUUUCAGCCGCCUGAAGCUCAUUAAGAGUUAUUUGCGUUCGUGCAUGGAUGAGGCCAGACUAUCCAACCUCACUUUGCUGUGUGUUGAGCGGGACAUAAACAUUGACAAGGACAGAGUGGUUGGCAGGUUUGCCACCAUGAAGGAGAGGAGGAUGGCGUUUUAAACGGGACAGUGAUAUGUACAAAGUUCUUUAAUCUGUUCGUGUUUGAGUAAUUUUUUUUCUAUGGAUUAUACGGAAUUGAAAAAUGGAGUACACAGCAGGCCGAGGCGAAACAA